AAACUGCCUUCAUUGUCUUCACAGUCCCGCAAACCCCCCAACGAAUGUGCUUUGGGCGGACCACUACGGGAGAAUUAUGCCCAUAGAGGCUGCUCAAUACGAGCUAUGAGGUGGGAUGCUUGUACGGAGUACCUCGUACUGACAAAGAUCAAAGACGCGCACCCUCAGUGGAGCAAGUCUGAAACGCCUGUGUAUCCUGAAGCGCCCCCUUGCGACCAUGGAGCUUCAACCACAUCCAACCGAACCCUCCUGACACAAGCUCGAGUCUCCCUAAACCUGCGUCUUUGCGCUUUCCUCUUUAUCUGUCGCGCUGUGCGUUUCGGUUCUCCUCCCUCUCUUUUCUUCGACCACGUUCACUUUUUCUGUUUCUAGAGGUUCAUUUUCCUCCCGCUCGACCAGAUCGACAGCGUUCUUCGAGCAGGUCUCGUGUUUUCCUUUUCGACACUCUUUACAUUUACCACAGAAGAACAGAUUCGCUACUGCUUGACCCCCUCCUCGAGACUUCGAAAGUCCACAGCAGCGAUAAUGGCUAACAAAAUCCUCUUGGUCUUUAUCGUCUUCGACGUCAUUUUCCUUCUUUGCGCCGGCCUCCAUCUCUUCAUCCCAUUGUAUACUCGCAUGAAUAUCAAGAAUAACAACAAUGUCAACAAUAUUGCGUCCAACCUGUUGCUCGACAAUUGCCCGCUUACAGUGAGCGUGGUCAACUCCAUUAUCAUGUUCAUCACCUUCCUCCUCUCCGUUCCCGCCUUUUUCAUGCGGCGCAACCGCACAUUCUUGAAAAUCCACGCCUGGGGAAUUGUCAUUGCGGCUCUCCUUACCCUGGCCAUUGGUCUGGACAUCUGGUUCUCUACCCUCCAGACCAAGAAGAACCUUGCUCCCAUUUGGAACGCCCAAGCACCUGCCAUUCAAACCAUGCUCCAGACAAAGUUCCAAUGCUGUGGAUACAGUAAUCCCGCACUGUUUGUCAAAGACCAGACCUGCACUAGUGCGGCCACGGCGGCGAGGCUGGGACCCUGCAUCACCGCCUUCGGCACGUUUGCGAAUCGAUUCCUGGAUGUGGUUUUCACAACGUUCUUCGGAUUUGUUGCGGUCGAUAUGAUGCUCCUGCUGGCUGCGUUGUGUUUGAUCAAGGACAGAAAGGAGAAGGAACGAUAUCGGCUCAUCGAUGAAAAGAGAGGCUUUGGACCUAUCUAACAGCAAAGCAGCAGGGGCUAAGAGGUGGGCUGGCGGGGGAGCUGCGAGUGCGCGGAACUUGACCCAGAUGAGGACCAAGUGGAGGAGAGAGAAAUGAGGGACUCGAACGUGUUCUCGAGGGCGAUCUAAGAACGCAGGAAGGAAUGUCGCCCUUCUAUUUCUCGUUUCUUGUGUACCACAAAUUGUGACAAAGACUUUUGUGAUCCGUCGGAGUUUGAACAUGCGAGGUCUGUUCACUGAGACGGGGACAUGUGUUAGCAAUGACAGCGGGUGUUGUAUGAGGAGAUUCUUGAUAUAUAAACAUUGGACAUUUUAGACACGACCACCAUGACAGCGGCAUAGAUUCAAGAGAUUUUCAACCCCACGAAAACGCC
This is a messenger RNA of Cladophialophora immunda, 1568 nucleotides long. RefSeq lists its product as uncharacterized. The record is from RefSeq and is a predicted model, not a curated record. The transcript is spliced from 2 exons. Lineage: Eukaryota; Fungi; Ascomycota; Eurotiomycetes; Chaetothyriales; Herpotrichiellaceae. The coding region runs from base 526 to 1194 and encodes 222 amino acids.